Messenger RNA from Dracunculus medinensis (Guinea worm), 1155 nucleotides. The record is from the annotation of a GenBank genome assembly. NCBI's taxonomy places the organism in Eukaryota, Metazoa, Nematoda, Chromadorea, Rhabditida, Dracunculidae.
AUGCCCUUCGAUUCUGAGUUGAGGAACUUCAAAAGACUGCAGAGUGGAACUGCAGAAAAUUUAAGCCGACUCUUUGAUUAUGCGCUACAUGAUCCAUUUUUAACGCAAAAUGCGAUUGGUUCAAUCGAAAGAACAACUCAUGAAAACGGGAAUUUCUCUCUGAAUACAACAUCACUCGCAAAAUUUUAUUUUUUUGGCGAUUUUUUCGAUUAUCGCUACAUAGUAACAACAUUUAAGCCCGGAAAUAAGAAUUUCGGAUAUACUUCGACGAGUGAAAUAAAGUUGAAUGAAACUGGAAAUUUUGUUGCACCAGUUUUUUCAAGAAAAGUUUUUGUGGGUGGCCUUCCUCAUGGUGUUACAGCAAAUACGAUCACAGAAUUUUUUAAUCAAUUUGGAACAGCAACAGUAGACUGGCCUCAUCGCGAUCAGAAUAAGAGAUAUGCAUUUGUGGUGUUUGAGAAAGAAUCGUCGGUUCAAAUUCUCAUUGAAAAUUGCACUAUGUGUCAGGGAAAAUUGAACAUUAUUCUAAAAAAUAAAGGAAAAAAUUUAAAGAUGGUGCAAGUUAGACCAUGGUUACUUUCUGAACAGGAGUAUAGAAUCUCUGAAGCAGUAAUUAAUGAUCGCUAUUCAGUUUUCGUUGGUGGAGUUCCACGAACGACAUCAGCAAGAGAAUUGGCUGUAGUUAUUCAACAAACCAUUGGAAACGUAUCAUCAGUAACUUUGGAGCUCGAUUCGGAUACACAAUAUCCGAAAGGCGCAGCUCGAGUUGUAUUUAAAAAUCGAGAAUCAUACUUAAUUGCGAUAGCAAUGAGAAUGAUUACAAUCAAUAAAAUUGAUCAGGAGAAAGAAUUUAUACCCAUCAUUUUUGCGCUGAAGUGUCUUGUUUGCUCUAUCUGUGUGAAAAAUGUUGGCUCACACAAUCGAGGCUUACUUUACCAUAAGCCAAUGCUCAAGGAACGUUGCAAAAUGAAAGCACAAAAUGCUGAACAAACAUCAGAGCACGUUCUUAAUGCCACUUUCCUGCAACAUCAGAAACAAAAGAAAUACUGGCAAAGACACCAACAACAGCAAUAUGAACAGAAACAACUAAUGCAAGAAAAAAAUCACGCUUACUAUCCAACAAAACGAUUUCAAGUGAACAAUCGAGAUCGUUAG